AGAAUCCAAUCCCUGGAAAUUCAUUGCAGAAUAUGAAGUAACAAGUCCUGAGUGUACAAAAGCUGCAGUCAUUGAUUUUCCACCACAAUCAUCAGCUAUGUUCUCCAAUACUCAUUCUGUUCUGCUGGUUCUACUGGUGAUCACCUACUUUCAUUCCCACACAGCAGGCAACGAUGAAUUCGUGACUCAUUUUUGUUUAAACAUGGAUACACCUGAACACAUGGAUUCCUCAACAGUGCAAGGUAGAAAAAACUCUACACACUUCUCUUAUUUAGCUACGAAGAGUCCAGUUCCACAGGAUUACACAGAAGAACAACUACACACAGUAACAUCACAUGGAAUUUCAGCUACAACUCAUCCAGCUCAACAGGAUUACAAAAAAAAUCCAAAUACUCCAGAUAUGUGCUGUUUUAAAUUCGAGAAGAAUGAAAGCCAUGUAACACUCAUUACGGUGUAUAAAGAAACUGCGACUGAAUGUCCAAACCCUGGAGUCAUUUUUACCCUACAGGACAGUGAUUCUGUGUGUGCAGACCCCCGUGAUGAAUGGGUGAAGAACAAAAUGAAAAAACUUGACCAGCGCCCGAUCGGAAGCUCAACUCAACCUCAACCAAAUGAUGGAAAUGUAAAGGGACCAAAUAAAUGCUGUUUCAAAUACCAGACAAGUCAAAUCCAUGUAAGAUUCAUUAAAGCGUAUCAAGAAACAGAGCGUCAGUGCACAAAACCUGGAGUCAUCUUUACCCUAAAGGACGGCCGUCAGGUGUGUGCAGACCCCAACGUCGAGUGGGUGAAGAACAUCAUGAAAAAAUUGACCAGCGUCUGAUUUAAUAAGUCAACUGAGUGUUUAAAUCCUCUCUCCUUUGCUAAGAUUUUUUUUUGCAUGUUUAAUUUAUUUGGACAGAUAGAAUAAAGCUUUUUACUGUAAAUCAUAUUUAAACAAGCUUUUGUUUAAAUUAGUCUGGCAUUAUUUAACUGAAUUAAGUUGUAGACAUUUUAAAUUGCACAUUAUGUCUAUGUUUCUGUUUUUUAAUCAGAUUUUCAUAUUUUAAAAGAAAACAAUGUUAGAUGCAUUCAAAUACAAUAAAAUGUUUCUCUUCAAAUCUUUCAACAUUUUUUUCUUCCAUGUAUGGGUUCCUGUUUUGCUGCAAAAUUUGUGUUUGAUGUGUUGAU
Messenger RNA from Pangasianodon hypophthalmus (striped catfish), 1167 nucleotides. RefSeq lists its product as uncharacterized. Gene Ontology annotation, molecular function: CCR chemokine receptor binding; chemokine activity. NCBI's taxonomy places the organism in Eukaryota, Metazoa, Chordata, Actinopteri, Siluriformes, Pangasiidae. The record is from RefSeq and is a predicted model, not a curated record. Bases 98 to 820 code for a protein of 240 amino acids. Gene Ontology annotation, cellular component: extracellular region. The transcript has 8 exons. Gene Ontology annotation, biological process: immune response; cellular response to interleukin-1; inflammatory response.